Truncatella angustata is the source of this 1254-nucleotide messenger RNA. RefSeq names its product Cdc73 family RNA pol II accessory factor. Gene Ontology annotation, cellular component: Cdc73/Paf1 complex. Gene Ontology annotation, biological process: transcription elongation by RNA polymerase II; positive regulation of transcription elongation by RNA polymerase II. The transcript has 2 exons. The coding region runs from base 1 to 1254 and encodes 417 amino acids. Gene Ontology annotation, molecular function: RNA polymerase II complex binding. NCBI's taxonomy places the organism in Eukaryota, Fungi, Ascomycota, Sordariomycetes, Amphisphaeriales, Sporocadaceae. The record is from RefSeq and is a predicted model, not a curated record.
AUGGCGACAUCAGAUCUCGACCCUCUACUGCUUCUUCGGCAGUCAAUUGCGUCCAACAGCCAGAUCAUCCCGACCGCGUCCGACGAUGCCUCAGCCCCAGAGGUAGAGCUCUCCAAGGCGACACAUCUCACAUUCACCACACCAUCGCGCAUAUCACUGCCCAUAACGACACCUACGCGCUUCGUCGCAAACGACACGCCUGUCGACCUACGCAGCAUCUAUUUCUUAUGGUUGAAGCGCGAGGUUCCCAUCCCAGAAUACAAUGCCGCCGUGUCGCAACUCGACGACGAACUAGUCGACGGCAAGGUCCACAAACCAGCAUACUUCGAACGGGUCGAGCUGAUUGCCUGGCUCGAGGGGUCCAGUGAGGAGAGUGAAUACAUCAAGCCUUUGGCUGGCGACAGAGAUGGCGCAGCCUCCAAUGCCGCCGCCGCAUUGGCCUCGAAAGGAGCCGCUGCCCCAGCAAUCGGUGGCACCCUGGGCAAGUCUGGCAAGGGCUCUCUAGAUCCGCGACUGGCCAUCAUCUACAACAGUGAGCGCAAGAUGGGAGACCGAAAUAGCUGUCUGCGUGGGAUCAAGCCUACAGACUUUUCUCAUGUCCGAAAACUAGCAGCUCCCUUCAUGUCCAAGAAGCCCUCGCAGUCUUUUCCCACCCACGUGUCUAGCGUUCAACCUCUCACACACAACCAGAAGCAGAGACGCCCCGACCCCAUAAUUCUACUAUCGCCCUCUGCCUCGUCCCUUCUGCGCAUGACCAACGCCAAGUCCUUCCUCGAAGGCGGUAGAUUUGUGCCGGCUGAUUCGCCCUUGGCCUCUGCCGAAGGCUCUACCAUGCUGCACAUCAACCGCACACUACCCGGCAUCGACCCCAACAGACCCUUUCGUUUCAUCCUUGUCGAGAGCCCCGAGAGGUUCAAGCCCGAGUACUGGAAUCGCGUUGUGGCCGUCUUCACCACCGGCCAGCAAUGGCAGUUUAAGAGCUACCAAUGGAACAAUCCCAACGAUCUCUUCAAGCGCAUCCCUGGUGUCUACGUGGGCUGGCGGUCUGACAAGCUUCCAGAGACGGUACAGUCCUGGGGUCACAGAGUUACCGCUGUCGGCGUCGAACGAUGGAAGGAUAUCAAUCCAAGUGCUGCCGCCGUCGAUCAGAGCCGAUGGCGAGAUCGUGAGGUUGUCGAUCAAAUCUGGAGGGUCAUUGAGAGCAACAUGCGCAGUAAAGGAUGGUCGAGAGAUAGGGCUCCGACGUCGAUAUGA